GUUGCGAUAAAGAUCGUGGAUAAGACUCAGCUGGACGAUGAGAAUCUGAAGAAGAUCUUCCGGGAGGUUCAGAUCAUGAAGAUGCUGCGACACCCUCAACAUCAUCCGUCUGUACCAGGUGAUGGAGACGGAGCGGCUGAUCUAUCUGGUGACCGAGUACGCCAGCGGAGGAGAGAUCUUCGAUCACCUCGUGGCUCACGGACGGAUGGCGGAGAAAGACGCGCGGCGGAAGUUCAAGCAGAUCGUAGCAGCGGUUUAUUUCUGUCACUGCAGGAACAUCGUCCACAGAGACCUGAAGGCAGAAAACCUGCUGCUGGACCACAACCUCAACAUCAAGAUCGCAGAUUUCGGCUUCAGUAAUCUGUUUUCUCGAGGGCAGCUGCUGAAGACGUGGUGUGGCAGUCCUCCGUACGCCGCGCCCGAGCUCUUCGAGGGGAAAGAGUAUGACGGACCUAAAGUGGACAUAUGGAGUUUGGGUGUGGUGUUGUAUGUUCUGGUCUGUGGCGCGUUACCGUUUGAUGGAAGCACUUUACAGAACCUCCGCGCUCGAGUCCUCAGUGGAAAGUUCCGGAUCCCGUUCUUCAUGUCCACAGACUGUGAGUAUCUGAUCAGACACAUGUUGAUUCUGGAGCCCAGUCGACGGCUUUCAAUGGAGCAGAUCUGUAAGAACAAGUGGAUGAGACAAGGAGACCCCGACCCCGAGUUUGACCGACUGAUAGCAGAAUGUGAGCAGGUGAAGGUGGAGAGAGAAACAGAGUUAAUUAACGAACAGAUUCUGAUGGCCAUGUCGGAGAUGGGCUUCGACCGAGAGCGGACCUUACAGUCUCUGCACACUGAUGCGUACGAUCACUACAGCGCCACCUACAGUCUGCUGUCUGACAAACUCAAGCGGCACAAGAACCUGUGUGUGGCUCCGCCCACGCCCCGCCCCCUCUACCCACUCAACGCUGUGCAGGAUCAGAGUAGUGCUGUCAGUAUGACGGUGCCGCAGGUUCAGCUCAUAAACCCCGAGAAUCAGAUCGUCGAGACGGACGGGACGAUGGCUCUGGACAGCGAUGAGGGAGAAGAGCCCAGUCCAGAAGCGAUGGCCAGAUACCUGUCCAUGAGACGACACACUGUAGGCGUUCCAGACCCCAGGGCUGAGAUUCAGGAGGAUCUUCAGAAACUGGCCCCUGGGUUUCCGCGAGUGGCCCCUCAGCCGCCCUUCCCUCCGCUGGUUCCCACCAUGGCGCAGAUGCAUCUGAUGCCGACCCCGAACCUGCAGCCCACGCAGCAGCUGGAGUACAAGGAACAGUCUCUCCUGCAGCCUCCCACCCUGCAGCUGCUGAAUGGCAUGGGUCCUCUGGGCCGCCGGGCGUCUGACGGCGGGGCCAACAUUCAGCUCCACGCGCAGCAGCUGUUGAAGAGGCCGCGCGGUCAGUCGCCGCUGGUCACCAGCCCGCAUCCGAUCCCAGCCGUGACUCCGGUGGAUGAGGAGGGAUCCGACACAGAGCCGGAUCCGGAGGCCGUUCAGAGGUAUCUGGCGAACAGUUCCAAGCGGCACACGACACACGGCACGGGCCCCGGUCACACGGUCAGCGAGCUCUCGGCAGAAACACAGAGAAACCGGCAGAGGGGCUGGAGCCCUGAGCAGCACUGCCGGCCGUCGUAUAAAGACUGUAACACUCUUCACCUGCCGAUGGAGCGCUUCUCUCCCGUCAGACGCUUCUCAGACGGAGCCGCCACCAUCCAAGCCUUCAAGACCCAGCUGGAGAACAGCAGCCUGAUCCGACAGCUCAAACAGGAGUGUGAGCAGCUUCAGAAGAUGUACGCGGCUCCGCAGGACGAGCGUCUGAUGGAGCACACACAGCAGCAGCACAUCCUCUACCAGCAGGAACAGCAGAUCCUACACCAGCAGAUACAGGCCCUGUCUUUGGGACAUGGAGAAAACCAGCCCAGCAGUCACCUGACAUACCAGCUACAGAGGUUGCGUAUUCAGCCCUCCAGUCCUCCUCCUACGCAUCCUAACAACCACCUCUUCAGGCCAGCCAAUCAGAGUCCUCCUCCGGGCAGUCAGGGGGUGAUGCAGGCACACGGCGGGCCAUCUGGGGUUCAGUUUCAGCAUGGCUCCGCCCUCUACCAGUCUCCCAGCGCCAGCCCUCCCCCCACCAGCCUCCCCCGCAUGGCGCUGCCCAAUCAGCAGCCUCCGCCAGGCUCCGCCCGCUCACAGCAGCAGCAGGUGACCAUUCAGGUGCAGGAGGUGGAGCUCGGGGGCGGAGCCCAGCGGCAGGGUUUCCUAGCAACGCCGGCUCACAGAGUUCUGGGGAAGCAGCUGAGCGCUGAUAAUGCAGAAACGCACAGUCUGCAGUUUUGAGUCGCUUCCACACUUCUGCCUACGAGCAGUUUAAACCCGCACAUGUUU
Molecule: messenger RNA, 2401 nt
Organism: Cyprinus carpio (common carp)
Lineage: Eukaryota; Metazoa; Chordata; Actinopteri; Cypriniformes; Cyprinidae
Product: serine/threonine-protein kinase SIK3 homolog
Biological process (GO): microtubule cytoskeleton organization; intracellular signal transduction; protein phosphorylation
Cellular component (GO): cytoplasm
Molecular function (GO): ATP binding; tau-protein kinase activity; protein serine/threonine kinase activity
Source: RefSeq, a predicted model, not a curated record